Diaporthe amygdali is the source of this 7863-nucleotide messenger RNA. Its product is annotated as Beta-ketoacyl synthase. Gene Ontology annotation, biological process: fatty acid biosynthetic process; secondary metabolite biosynthetic process. Bases 1 to 7863 code for a protein of 2620 amino acids. The record is from RefSeq and is a predicted model, not a curated record. Gene Ontology annotation, molecular function: 3-oxoacyl-[acyl-carrier-protein] synthase activity; fatty acid synthase activity; phosphopantetheine binding. NCBI's taxonomy places the organism in Eukaryota, Fungi, Ascomycota, Sordariomycetes, Diaporthales, Diaporthaceae. The transcript has 9 exons.
AUGUCCCCCCUCAACAAGGAAUCUAAUGAACCGAUAGCCAUCAUUGGAUUAGGUUGUCGAUUCCCUGGAGCAAAGUCGCAAUCUCAACUAUGGGAUCUGCUCUGCAAACCGCGAGAUAUUGCGAAGAAGAUUGAUCGUUUCAACACCGACCGGUUUUACCAUCCAGAUGGGUCGCACCAUGGCACUACCAACGUCAAAGAAGCUUAUUUCCUAGACGACGAUGUCAGUCAGUUUGACUCGGCGUUUUUUGGUAUUCCCCCAGCAGAGGCGUCAGCUAUGGACCCCCAGCAUCGUAUUCUAAUGGAGACCGUCUAUGAGUCACUUGAAGACUCAGGUAUGACGAUUGCGGAGUUGCAAGGUUCAGAUACCGCCGUCUAUGUGGGAAUCAUGUGUAUGGACUAUUACAUCUUGCAUGGUCUGGACUACAACAGUAUCCCCACUUACAAUCCGACUGGAAUCGCCAAUGGCAAUGCUUCCGCCCGAAUUGCAUAUUAUUUCGACUGGCACGGACCAUGUAUGACCAUUGAUACAGCUUGCUCGUCCAGUCUUGUAGCCGUCCACCUGGCUAUUCAGGCCCUCAGAGCAGGGACUUCACGGGUUGCUGUGGCUGCCGGGUCAAAUUUACUCAUCUCUCCACUGGGGUUCAUCUCCGAGAGUAAACUCAAGAUGCUUUCACCGACAGGUCGUUGUCGAAUGUGGGACGAAGCUGCUGACGGGUACAGCAGAGGUGAGGGAGUCGCGGCGCUGGUGCUGAAGACACUGAGCGCCGCGCUGGCGGACGGAGAUCACAUUGAGUGCGUCAUUCGUGAAACGGGGUUGAAUCAGGAUGGACGAACAAAGGGAAUCACCAUGCCAAGCGGUGCCGCACAGGCGGCUUUGAUUCGUGACACGUACGCCCGAGCUGGUCUUGAUCUCCAUAAAAAGACCCAUCGACCUCAGUAUUUUGAGGCUCACGGGACUGGUACUCCCGCCGGAGAUCCACAAGAGGCGGAAGGUAUCGACACCGCUUUCUAUUCAGACAGCGAUCCUGACACAGCAGAGAAUACUCUCUUGGUCGGAUCCAUCAAGACAGUCAUUGGUCACACUGAGGGCACAGCUGGAAUCGCUGGCAUUAUCAAAGCCUGCUUGGCCAUCAAAUAUGGCUCGAUCCCGCCAAAUCUGCAUCUUCAGAACCUUUCAUCAUCCAUCAAACCAUUCUAUAAGCAGUUGGAGCUCGUCACUUCUCUGAAGCCAUGGCCUAAUACUCCUGUUGGGACACCCCGACGAGCCAGUGUGAACAGCUUUGGAUUUGGGGGAACCAAUGCUCACGCCAUUCUUGAGAGUUACGAACACCUCGACUACACUUCUGAAAACUUUGUCUUUGACCAUGAAAUGAUAACAUCAGAACGAAUUUGCUCCAUUUUGCCUUUCGUGUUCUCAGCGCCUUCGCAAAAUUCUCUUCAAGCUAUCCUGGAAAGUUACAAGAUCUACCUCCACACACCUAAGGUCAAGGAUUUGCGUUCCCUUGCUUACACUCUCGCUUGUCGCCGAUCGAGCUUCUCUCACAAGGCCUUUUUCACUUCCGUAAAUCAGCCAGACCUGAUAGCCAAGAUAGAAGAAGCCAUCGCUUCUGGUGUCGAUAAGAGCAGCACAUAUUCAGUAUCCGCGAUCGAUAGACGGCCUUCCACCCUUGCAAUUUUCACUGGUCAGGGAGCGCAGUGGCCAAAGAUGGGCCUGAACCUGAUACAAGCAUCCUCUCUGGCACGUCGCAUUAUCCAUGAGCUCGACGAUUCUUUGGCAUCACUUCCAGAGGCUGAUCGACCAAAUUGGACAAUUAUGACCGAAUUGGAACGUGGAAGCGGCGAAAGUCGUCUCGGAGAAGCUGCGAUUGCCCAGCCUCUCGUUGCUGCGGUUCAAAUUCUCCUGGUCAAUCUUCUACGCCUUGCCGGUGUGGUCCUACACACGGUUGUUGGCCAUAGUUCGGGAGAGAUCGCUGCAGCAUAUGCGAGUGGUUUCAUCAGUCAGUCGGACGCUAUACGCAUUGCGUAUUAUCGUGGCUUCCACAGUAGCAAACAUACCAAGGCCGGUGCAAUGUUGGCUGUUGGGACGUCUUUGGAGGACGCCGAAGAACUAUGCAGUCUCGAAGACUUCAAAGGAAAGAUUGUCGUAGCGGCUUCCAAUUCGGCGACAAGCAUCACUGUCUCGGGGGAUGUCGAAGCGGUCAAGCACGCGCACAUCAUUUUCCAAGAGGAAGGCAAAUUCUCCAGAAUCCUCCGGGUUGACAAGGCCUACCAUUCGCAUCAUAUGAAACCGGCGGCCGAGCCUUUCCUAGAAAGUCUCAAAGCCUGUGAAAUCGCAGUUUUGGCAAGAGAUUCAUCAAAACAUUACCCAGCGUGGUUCUCGAGUGUACGUCCAAAAGGGGAGGCCAUGAGUCGCAAUGAUGCCCUCAAUGGCCAGUAUUGGGUCGACAACUUGAAUAGCAGGGUCUCAUUCUCUCAGGCCCUUGAGACGGCCAUUUAUCACGGCUUGAACGAUGCCGUCGAUGUUGUCAUAGAAGUAGGACCUCACCCGUCCCUUAAGUCACCCGCAACAGAGACCAUUGAAAGAAUCAUGGGUACUACAGUCCCGUAUACAGGUACACUGGCACGAGGACACGAUGAUGUUGAGGCAUUUUCGGCCAGUCUGGGUUUUGUAUGGAUUCAUGGUGGAGACGUAGAGUUUGAAAAGCUGCAAAACUCCUUCCACGCAGACAGCGGUCGUCAUAGCACUAUCACACUCCUCAAAGAUCUCCCUACCUUUCCGUGGAGCCAUGACCGCCAAUUGUGGUCGGAGUCAAGAUACGGGAUUCUUGGACGUCAACAACGUGGCCAAUUCCAUGACUUGCUUGGAACACGAACGCCUGAUGGCACAGAUGAGGAGUGGCGCUGGCGCAAUGUCUUGAUUCCGAAAGAUCUUUCUUGGCUACCAGACCACGCCUUGCAGGGUCAAACGGUGUUUCCUGCGACGGGAUAUAUUGCUCUCGCCAUGGAAGCUGGCAUGCAGGUCGCCGCCGCUCAAGCUGAGUCCCAAAAGCGGGAAGUUGUUCUUCUGGAGCUAACAGAGCUCAAUAUUCGCAAAGCCAUUGCAGUCGAUGGAAAUGGGACAGAGACAUUAUUUUGUCUGACAAGGAUCUCCCGUGCAGACGACAUCAUUGCGGCCGCCUUCUCCUGCUUCUCGACCGUCAGCAAAGAUGCUGCCGCACGACUUAUUCUGAACGCAACAGGGGAGAUUCAAAUACAACUGGGCAAGGUUGACCCAAGCAUAUUGUCCCCACGUGCCCCUGCACCUCUUGGCUUGGUACCCGUUGACCCAAAGUAUUUCUAUGACGAGGUUGACAGGAUUGGAUACAAUUAUGGACCAGCAUUCCGAGGUAUCACUACCAUGAAGCGCAAACUUGGCUUUUGCAGUGGUACCAUCAAGGUGCCUCCCACUAAAGGGGCCGAGACACAACUUCUAUUUCAUCCUGGUAUGCUAGACGCUGCUUUGCAGGGCAUGAUGUGCGGAUUCAGCUCCCCAGGAGACCGUCGUCUCUGGGCUUUGCAUGCACCGUCGACCUUCAAGAGUAUCUCACUUGUUCCAAGUCUUUGUGGCGCCAAUACAACAGAGCAGGUUCACUUCGACACGUUGAUCACCGAGUGCCCGCCCGGUCAAAAUAGGCUCACAGGUGAUGUGGAGGUAUUCCAGGGCGACGAGAUGGGCUUCAAGUCCAUAUCGAUCGAGGGUGCCACAUUCAUACCUUUCACUGAAGCCAAUCAAUCCAAUGAUAUCGACCUCUUCUCCCACACAGUGUGGGACGUAGAAGAUCCCGACGGCAGCCUAGUCCUAGAUGAGUAUCGCGCGACGAAGUCAGAGGUUCAUGCAGCUAUGGACGCAGAACGUGUCGCAUACUACUAUUUGCGUACUAUUCACCAGUCUAUCACAGCGGAAGAGCGUUGUGCUCUGGAUAUACCCACUCAUCUGCAAAUGCAAGUCGAUUUUGCCGACCAUGUAUGCAACCAGGUCCGUCUAGGAGAUCAUCCAUACAUAAACGUCGAUUGGAAUGCCGAUACGUGCGACGGAAUACAGGCAAUCAUACAAAGAUAUAACAGAAACGAUCCAGACUUCAUCCUUAUCAAGGCGGCCGGAGAAAAUUUGCCCGGCGUAAUUCGUGGUCAAACAACAUAUUUGGAGCACCUGACAAAGGAGAAAAGGCUCGAGAACUACUACAAAGAUGGGCUUGGCUUGGUACAACUGGAUCGUCAGAUCGGUGAGAUGGUGAAACAGAUCUCUCAUCGAUAUCCUCAGAUGAAUAUUCUUGAAAUCGGAGCCGGUACAGGGAGCGCAACGGAGCAGAUCCUCUCGCGGCUCAGUACAGCCUUCAUGCUCUAUACCUUUACAGAUAUUUCUGGCGGCUACCUGGAGAAGGCCCAGGAUGACUUUUCAGCUUUUAAAGAUCGAAUGAUCUUCAAGACGCUGGACAUCAGCAGUGAUCCAGUGGAGCAGGGGUUCUUAGCCGGCUCAUAUGAUCUGGUCGUGGCGGCCAACGUCCUCCAUGCAACCUCGGACAUUAGGUCAGCAACACGAAACGUUAGAAAGCUCCUGCGGCCGGGGGGAUAUCUCGUGUUGAUGGAAGUGACGGAUACAAAUCCCAUACGUCACAGUCUUAUCUUUGGCGGCCUCCCUGGCUGGUGGCGUGAGCAUGCGAACCAGACGCAGUUCAAAUGUGUGUCACUCGACCAGUGGGACGAAGUACUCCUCAAGUCCGGCUUCAGUGGCAUCGACACCUCUACUCCCGUUCUUGACCCGGUAGUUAUGCCAGGGAGCAUCAUCGUUUCUCGGGCCACCGACAAAGAUGUUGCGGCACUGAUGGAUCCGCUGAACCUUGGGAUUAUGACGGUUCGUGACAAGCUCGACAAGGCAUCAAACCUGUCCCGGACCGUUGUGAUCAUCGGGGGCAAUCGCACAAAUGUCACGGAACACCUUGUGUCUCACCUUGUGCAAAUAUUGCAGCCUUAUCACUGUGAGUCCCAUCUACAGCGCGGGAUUAUUCAUGCGAGGUCAUGGGAGGAACUUGACUUGAAGACGAUCUCAGGCAAAGAACCAUAUAGCAUCAUCAGCUUGAGCGAUCUGGACUUGCCAUUCUGGAACGGAAUCACCCAUGGUCGAUUCGAGAAGCUGAAAGCAGUUCUUUUGGGUGCUGGGUGUCUACUCUGGGCGACCUGGGGCUCUGAUGGAGACAAUCCUGAUGGCGCGAUGACUCAAGGCUUCUUCCGCUGCCUGCAUCAUGAAUUGCCAGAAAUACCUUUACAAAUCAUCGACUUUGAGAAGUUUCCGGACGACACAGCCGCCAUAGAUUGCAGAUCCCAAUCUGAGUUUUUGGCUGGAAGGCUCUUGCGCCUCGAACACACAGCAAGCCAAUAUAAGUCUAGGGCUAUGAGAUAUAUGACAGCCGAUGAAGAUGGACAUGGGGAAGGAUCGUUGCUGUGGACUCUGGAGCCGGAGAUUCGAGUGCGCCAAGGGCGUUCGUUGAUUCCAAGGCUGUACCCAGACAUGGAGAGAAACCUUCGGUACAAUGCUAUCAAGCGAGAUAUCCUCCAAGAGGUUGAUCUCGACAAGGCCAUUGUAACCGUCCAUUGGGAUUCACACAAGAACAAAUACGCCACACGAGAGGAGGUUGAGCAGUCUACGGUACCACAUAUUUCUGGCCAUAGGAGGGUUCGAGUGACGUCUUCCUUGCUCGCGUCAGUCCAUUUUGGCGCCGUCGGUCGCCUUUUUUGCUCAUUGGCCAUCGACCUUGACACCGCGGAGCAGGUGCUGGUCGCCUCCACGAAGCGUUCUUCUGCCAUGUCCGUCCCUGAAGACUGCACAGUAAUCGUCGAGAUGGGACGGGGCAUUGAUGCGCAGUACUUGUCAUUCCUUUCAGGUUAUCUUCUCAGUCGAUACGUUGUAUCUCUGGUUUCCCCUGGCGCCAUACUUGUUGCAUAUGAUGUCGAUCCCGGGUUGGGCUCUCUGCUCUCCCGUCAGCUCACUGACAAGAGGUGCAAGGUCCUUUUCAUUGAGUCGUCUGUUUCCACUACAAGCAAAAAUGUGUUGGUUCAGAGUCGGAGAAAUCGGAUUACUGUUCAUCCACGGAUCAUGGAUCGCCAGCUCCGAAAUCUGCUACCCAUAGACGCUGCCAUCUAUAUCGACUUUUCACGAAUACCUUCCUCUGGAUCACGGCAGAAUCUAUCCGACUCUUCCUCCUUGGGUAACAGGAUCGCAUCUUUGCUUCCCGAUCUCUGUAGCAAACACAACGCAUCCUUAGUCAUCGCGAGAGAGAGUUUAGUCGAACCAUCCAUGGUAGCUGAGCACUUAGACACGAUCAAGCAGAUCCUUCACGAUGCAAACGAAUUUGCAUCGGCGCAGCUCAAUGGAGUUCCCGACGGCAUGCCUCUGCGUAUGGUCUCCGUGUCCGACUUGGUCUUGAAAGAUAAUCAUGACGGAGACGAACAGCAGCAGGACUUGAAGAGCAUCAUUCACUGGCCAGCAAAGGUUCCAGUGCGCGUUCAGCCCGUGGAUCAUCGCAAGGAUCUAUUUGUAGGUGAUAAGACCUACUGGCUUAUCGGCUUGGCCGGAAACAUGGGCCGGUCCUUAUGCGAGUUCAUGGCCCAGCACGGCGCUCGCCACGUGGUUCUUACGAGCCGCAACCCCAAGGUGGACGAGCAAUGGAUUGAGAGUCUGCGUCGACAGUGGGGGCUUACCGUUGCCGUUCUAAAGGGCGAUGUAUCUUCUCGGGAUGACAUCCGACGUGUGCAUCGCGAGAUUAUCGCCACAAUGCCGCCCACUGCAGGCGUGGCUAAUGGCACAUUGGUGCUGCGUGACAAAGGGCUUGUGAACAUGGAUCUAGACACAUUCCAUGAGAACACGCGUUGUAAGGUUGAGGGCUCCAUGUACCUCGAUGAAAUCUUCUCGGAUAACACGCUAGACUGGAAGUUCAUCGCAUUCUCUUCAAUUGUGGCUAUCGUUGGAAACAUGGGCCAAAUGGCCUACAGUGCCGCCAACACUUUCAUGAAAGCUCUAGUCUCACAAAGACGAAAGCGUGGCCUUGCAGGAUCUUCUAUCGACGUCUCUCACAUUCUGGGUGUCGGCUACGUCGAGCGAGAGCUCAUGGCCAUGCCGACGCAGCAAGCUCGUGACCACGCAGUCCGUCUCAUGAAUCACUCUGGAACGAUUGUGAUGUCCGAGCCGGAUUUGCACCAGUUAUUCGCAGAGGCCAUCAUUGCCGGAAGACCGAGCCCAAGCAACAAUUCGGGGCCUGAGAUCGUGACGGGCAUCAAGACAGUUUCUCGUGAUGAGUUGUCCGAGGUUAUUUGGAGGAACCAGAUCAGGCUCAGCCACUUCAUUCGACACUCCCAGACCUCGACCGCUCCCGCGGCUGGCUCGGCAACGAGGGCGGAAACCGCAAGUAUCAAAGAACGUUUGGAAACUGCGCGAGACGAUGGGGAGUUUCGCGAGAUAAUCCAAAAUGGUCUGAUAAACAAACUUAAAAGUGGCAUGAUGUCUGGUGAAGGCAACUUAAGUGUCACCACAUCCUUAGUGGAUCUGGGAGUCGACUCUCUGGUUGCCGUCGAAGUUAGGACCUGGUUCUCUCAAGAGAUAGCGUUCGAUGUGGGAGUCCUGAAGAUACUGAGCGGAGUAUCUAUUGAAGACCUGGUUGAUGAUGCAGUGCAAAGUCUUCUUUCCCACAUUGGGGAUAGAAGGGCCUCUGAGUCGGAAUCUGGUGCCAGCAGUGACAGCACAAUGCAGUCGGACGACAGUGCUGUGUUGGGUGAAUUACUGUCACCAGUCACAACGUACGAUGCAGGCCAACAAGUCAAGAGCGUAUAA